Molecule: messenger RNA, 1555 nt
Organism: Cannabis sativa
Lineage: Eukaryota; Viridiplantae; Streptophyta; Magnoliopsida; Rosales; Cannabaceae
Product: exopolygalacturonase-like
Exons: 3
Coding region: 110-1297 (395 amino acids)
Biological process (GO): carbohydrate metabolic process
Molecular function (GO): polygalacturonase activity
Source: RefSeq, a predicted model, not a curated record
GUAUCGGGCCUAUAAAACUGAUGGAAAUCUAAUGUAACUUUCAUUCUUCAAUCAAAACAAAAAGCAAAAGCAAAAAAAAAAAUUAAAAAAAAAAAUAUACAAAUACAAAAUGGGUCUCAUCGAACGAAACAAGAAUGCAAUCUCUUUGCUUGUAUUUUUGACGAUUUCAGUCACAAUUAACUGUGUCUCCUUUGAUAUAACCAAAUACGGUGCAAAACACGAUUCUGAUGUGACUCAGGCUAUAGCAAAUGCAUGGAAAGACGCUUGUGCGGCACCAACGAGAUCGAAAGUAUAUAUUCCAAAAGGAACAUUCAAAUUAAGCAAAGCAUUUUUGGCUGGACCAUGCAAGAAUCCCAUCGGGUUUGAAAUCGCAGGCACACUUCAGGCUCCAUCUAAGGCUAAUGGGUUCCAAGAGGGGCAGGGAUGGAUUACUUUUGAAAAAAUCAACCAGCUAACCAUUUAUGGUGGCGGAACUUUUGACGGUAACGGUGAAUCCAGCUGGGGACAGCAUUGUAAAAGGACCCAAUAUUGCAGCAAACUCCCCGUUAAUAUUAGAAUGAACUAUCUGAACGACACAGUUAUUAAGAGCAUAAGAUCCGUGGACAGCAAACAAUUCCACUUUGCAAUUAUAGGAGCAGUUAAUCUAACGUUUAAGAAAGUGAAGAUAAUAGCACCAAAAGAUAGCUGGACGACUGAUGGAAUCCACCUUGGGCGUUCGAGUAACGUGACCAUCACCGACUCAGUGAUUCAAACAGGAGAUGACUGUAUCUCAAUUGGGGACGGAACCAGAGACUUAGAAAUAACAAAAGUUGUAUGCGGACCUGGCCACGGAAUCAGCAUCGGAAGUCUUGGAAAGUACGAGAAUGAACAACCAGUAGAAGGUAUAAUCGUGAAGAACUGCACAUUCAAGGGUACCUCAAAUGGAGUUAGGAUCAAGACAUGGCAAGCUUCUCGUGAAGGUAUUGCAAGAGACAUGCAUUUUUCGGAUCUCAUCAUGGACAAUGUUGAGACUCCAAUCAGUAUUGACCAGGAAUAUUGCCCAUGGGGUGUGUGCUCUCAGUUUAAGGGGAAGCCAUCCAAAAUCAAGCUUAGUGAUAUCAGCUUCAAGAACAUUAAGGGAACUUGUUCCACUCCUGUUGGUAUCAAGCUUGUUUGCGGUGGAUAUGGAUGCAAAGAUGUCAAGCUCUCCGGCAUUGAUCUCAAAUACAAUGGCAAAGAUGGCAAACUUACCUCAGUUUGUAAGAAUGUCAAACCCAGCGUCUCCGGCUACAUGAACCCCUCAGCUUGCAGCCAUUAAUUAAAUUAACUCAUUCAUUUUCUAUGCAUGCCUUCCAUCCAAUAAUAAUCAACAGUUAAUGCUUAAUUUCUUUAUUAAUUAAUUAUGUAUUCUUGCGCGAAUCAAACAGCGUAAUUUUUCAUUUUAUCUGUUUUUGCCUCAAUCACCAUAUAUAUGGUUCGAUAAAGUGAUUUGUAUCAUUUAUUUUUGCUGCAUGCAGCCAAGUUAUAAAUCAUUGUUAGACAUAAAUUAAUAAAUAUGUAUAAACUUUUUGACAAA